Molecule: messenger RNA, 4415 nt
Organism: Nymphalis io (European peacock)
Lineage: Eukaryota; Metazoa; Arthropoda; Insecta; Lepidoptera; Nymphalidae
Gene: EndoA
Product: endophilin-A
Exons: 12
Coding region: 236-1546 (436 amino acids)
Biological process (GO): synaptic vesicle uncoating
Cellular component (GO): presynapse; cytoplasm; glutamatergic synapse
Molecular function (GO): protein binding
Source: RefSeq, a predicted model, not a curated record
UUUAGUCGGUUGAUAUUAUUAUAUGUAUGUGUACGAGUUCGGAGUUGUUUUUGUGUAUUGAUGGGGUAUUGAGUAUCGAUUUAAUAUUUUAAAAAGAAAUUUUAUUAAAAAAAAUUAAUAGUGUUAAGUGAACCCAGUAAUUAGGUUAAAGAAACCACAACGAAUUAAACGAAAAGAAAACAGAAGCGGUUAGAAAGCAGAUUUUAAACGGACUAUUUGAUUGGAAGAGGCAAUCAUGGCAUUCGCUGGGCUCAAGAAACAAAUCAACAAAGCUAAUCAGUAUGUUACAGAAAAAAUGGGCGGUGCCGAGGGCACAAAACUUGAUCUGGAUUUCGUGGAGAUGGAAAGAAAAACAGAUGUCACGUGUGAGCUGGUUGAAGAGCUACAAACGAAAACAAAAGAAUUCCUGCAACCGAAUCCAACUGCACGAGCGAAAAUGGCGGCUGUGAAGGGUAUCAGUAAAUUAAGCGGUCAAGCUAAAAGUAACACUUAUCCGCAACCUGAAGGCGUGCUCGGUGAUUGCAUGCUGCUCUAUGGGAAGAAGCUUGGAGAAGAUUCUGUGUUCGCACAAUGUUUGAUCGAGAUGGGGGAGGCACUGAAGCAAAUGGCCGAUGUUAAAUACUCGCUGGACGACAACAUCAAGCAAAGCUUCCUCGAGCCACUUCACCAUUUGCAAACCAAAGAUCUCAAAGAAGUUAUGCAUCACCGAAAGAAAUUACAGGGACGUAGGCUGGACUUCGACUGCAAGCGACGUAGACAAGCUAAAGGCAUCCUUAAAGGCCCUUACAUGAGUCCAAGCCAUGGUUCUCCAAGACACGGCGCUCACAUUCCAGACGAUGAGAUCAGACAGGCGGAGGAGAAGUUUGCUGAAUCGUUGACCUUGGCUCAGAUUGGAAUGUUUAAUCUCCUUGAUAAUGAUGUGGAGCAAGUGGCACAAGUCUCUUUCUUCGCGGAGGGCCUGCUGGAGUACCAUCAGCAAUGCACGGAGAUUCUCAAGGGAUUGGUCUCCGCACUAAUGGAGAAGAAAGAAGAAGCCGUUAACCGCCCCAAGCUCGAGUUCGUACCCAAAACUCUCGCCGAUCUCCAAAUCGAGGGCAUCCACGACUUCAACCAUGGUAGGCGGUACGGCUCCGCACAGAGCCUCUCCCGCGCGCGCCUCCCCACCACCUCCUCCCUGGGCGAUAUUCCCACCACUGACCCCCUCCGCGCCUGGGAAGUUCCCAGAAAAACUCCCAUCGCUCCCGGUUUCAAACCACACCCGGCACCGAGGUUACAGAAUGGAAGAGACCCGUGGACAGCAUCGCCGCUGCCUUCGCCGGUGAAGUCUCCCGCGAGGACGCCGGUCGCUCCCACUAAAGGUCCUUGCUGCACAGCGCUCUACGACUUUGAGCCAGAAAACCAAGGCGAGCUUGGAUUCAAGGAAAACGAUGUGAUCACACUGAUCAACAAAGUUGACGAUAACUGGUUCGAGGGCUCCGUCAACGGCAAGACGGGCUACUUCCCAAUCAGCUACGUGCAGGUCACCGUACCCCUCCCAAAUAUGUAAACACUCUAAUGGCAAUACUCUUGAUUUAAAAUUGAAACUUGCCAGCUCUGAUAAAGUACUCCUCGUUCAUAACCAUGUGUUAUUUAUAUAAGUUGUUUAUGUAUACAUACGAAUGAAACAAUCAUAUUGGCUAUUCAGAUGGUUCAAAUGUUAUAUUAUGUUAAAAACUUAUUUUUAUAUUUUUUUCUACAUUAUAUCAUUCAGAACAAUUAUUAUAUUUUUAAUUAUUAUUAAGUUUAUUUCCAUGAUAAAGUAGCUUGUCAGAUCUGGCAGUUUUAAAUAAUUAAGUACGACCUCACACAAUAACAAAUAAUGAUAUAUGCAUUAAUAAUAAAAUUGUUUUUUUUUUAAUUAAAACAAAUUUAUUGUAUAAAUAAAAAUAAGGCCUAAAAUGUCCUUGAAAUGCGUCUAUACUCUAUUGCAUCUAUGGUGCGAUAUUAUACCAAAGAGUAAUUUAUAUAUUUUUUUUCUUAAGACGUAUUAUGUUAAGAUUUGCAUGUGCAACCUAUGAUAAAAUGGCAAUAAUUAACGUGUGUGGUUGGACACCAUUAUGUUCCAAGUAAUCAAAUAUUGUUACACAAUGUCGCAGUAUUACAUAUAGAUGACUUUAUUCGAAUCAGUAACUGUGUCAAAAGCUCAAUGUUGUAGUUAUGAAAUAUUUUACCCCUUUACAAAUAUAACAUAAAAUAUAAUAUUACCAGCAUCGUUUCUUAAUUUUAUGUUUUAAUCAGGUCUUCCAUUUCUUUGGUACUUUUUGUGACCUAUUUUCUACGGAACAAAUAUUUUUAUUAGAAACAAAAUGAAUUCAAACGAAUAAAACGUGUAAUCUUGAAAAGGAACGUUAUUUUUUUUUGGCGAAUAAUAUUGCCUCAUUGAGCCUAUUCAAUUAAUUGAUUUUGUUUUUUUUUUUUACUUUUUCUUUAAGAAUCGCAAUCAUUAGUUAUUGGUACAUAUUUUUUUGACUAAGCUAUAUUUUAAAAUGUUCGUUCCAUGUCUUCAUUUUAUAAAUGGACGGCUUUCAUAUGGAAAACGAACGUUACCAGCAUUAAUUAAGCAUUAUAAACAGUUUAAAAAAAUCUCGGUGAAAUGAAAUUGUAUAAAUUAAUUUUCUUUGAUGUUGACAUUUUUUAUCAUUAUUUGCAUCUCGUUCCUACCUUCCAAGACAGAUAAUUAUUUAAUAGUGACUUCACGUAAACUAGAUAAUUAUUAUGAGAUUAGAUUUUAUAGUUAUAACUGCGGGUAAUAAUUUAUCUAAAUGGAGAAACGUAUACAAUGUAAGGUAUGUUAUACACAAGACGGUGUGGGAGUCGUAAGAGUUGUUGAAUCUUGCCAGAUAUUUGUGGCAUUUUGAUGUUCGAUGUAUUAUUGGCAAAAAUUAUAAUUAUACCAAUAUAUUAUAAAGUUAUUGUGAUAAAUAUAGAUGUCAUUGUAAUUGGUGCAGCGUCCCUUAUCGCAUUUUUACGUUUAUAUUCAGUAUAGUUAUUUUUAGUAUAUCUAGCAUAAUUUUUUUUUAUUAUUUUAAAUAAUUUUAAAACUGCAAUUGUAUUAAUUUAAUUAUUUCCAAGUAGAUAUUAUAUGUGGCCUCUACUAAAUAGUGUCGUUUAAUGUAUUCCAUAAUAAAUGCAUGCAUUUUGGACGUUAAAAAAAAACAUAUUUCACUUUAUCUUAUAUCGGUGUUGCAGUAAUAUUGUAAUGUAUUUUUCUAAUAAUGCCAUUAGAGUCGUUUAAUGAUACGGACCCCGAUGUAUAACUCUUCAGACAUACAAAAGACAAUACCUAGUAUCUAACGUUAGUUGUAUGUAAGUUCAUAAAUAAAUUAUUGUUCUAUCUUCAAGUGUCUCUUUAAAUGUAAGUAUUUUGAGCAAAUAAAUUCAUCAAUGUUACGAGGGUGUGAUGUUUUUAUGUAUAUUUCGCGGUGCACGGAAACGUCGUAGCGAGGUUUAUAUAUAGAAUAUACAUAUAUAUAUAUAUAUAUAUAUAUAUAUAUAUAUAUAUAUAUAUAUAUUCUUGAAUGUACGAUCUCUGCUCAGGAAGUCGAACUUCGUCCUUCUUAUAUUGGCUAAUCUAUUAAACGUUACAAUUUGUUUAUAUUAUAAUAAGACUAAAAUAAUUGAAAUGGUUGAAAUGUAAAAUUGUGAAAUCGUUACAAUAUGUAUUAUAGCUACACAUAUAUUUAUCGAGCGUUGCUUUUUAUACGGGGAAAUUCGUUGGAGCCAGUAAGCGGUGGUCACAUAUUACUGCAACGCGGCGGCGGAUUCGGGAUAAGGACUUAGGCCGUCUCACCUUCACUUUUGUUUAUUAGUGUUACCAGAAAGUAACAUAUUGCCGGUAAUCCAACGAAAUAAAAAAAAAUAUAGUUUUCAUAUCUAUAAAAAAUAGGAUAUGAUAUUGUAUUAACAUUCUGCAUUUUAUAUCAAACAUAGUAUCAAAAAUAUAAUAGUAUGCAUUUUAUUACCAGUUUAAUUUAUUUUUAUUUGUUAAAUACUUUUUUAUAUUGAAAUACUUAUUAUUACGGCCUGGCCUGUCUUAGUCUGCUAGUUCCGCUACUUUAAUAAUGAAAUUGUUAUUUUAUUUAUUAAAUAUUAUAUGCAUUAAAUAUUAAUAAUAUUUAAUUAAUGUAAAAGUAGAAAAAAAUAUUAAUAUUUCAUGAAAACGGCACCCGCUUCAAAGUAUUUAAGUGUUGGCGCGAGUAAUUUGGUGUGAUGUAAUUAUCAGGUAAAUGUAUUCUUGUUCAUGUUACUGUAAUUUUAAUACAUAUAAUACCUACUGUAAUUUCAUAGAUAAAUUGACAAUUUUAAUGUGUGACAUUCAUUUGUAUUUCUCCUGAACUUAUUGCUCGUUUCGCCUCCUAAAUAAAAUGUUACAAUUA